AUGCGGCAACAGAUCAUGGAUCUUGAGGCAGAAAAGGAGGAGUUGGUGUCGGAACACGACAAGACUUUGAAAGCAGUGAGGGAAGAGCACACACAAGUGGUGGAGGAUUUAAACUUGAGCAUGCACGGGAAGCUGAGGCAGGAGUAUGAAGCAUCGCAUUUGCUGCAGCAGGAGCUGGAGGAGUGCAGGCAGCAGCUGCAGAGCGCAGAGACCGGCCAUAAGCGAGCGAUUGAGCAGCUCACCAACUCCUACGAGGAGGAGCACCGGUUCCAACUUCAGCAGUGCAAGGACAAGGCGCAGUGGCAGAAGAUGGAGUACGAGCUCAUACUGAAGACGAUGGCGGAGGAGAUCUUUGCCUUACGAUGCAAGUACAAGGCCAAGUCAAAAACCAUGAGGGACAUGAGUGCCCAGUACAAGGAUGAAGCCAGGAUCAUGAAGAAACGGUUUGAGUGCCUGGGGGAAAUCAAGAGUAAAAGGAUUGAGAAACUUGAGGCAGAGGUGAAGAAGAACCUGAAUAUCAUUAGCAAUCUGGAAAAUGACGUCUUGGGCCUGAAACAACAGAUUAUGUUGAGGAAUGAAAACAUUCAGGAAAAAAACUCAAUCAUGAUGGAACUGAAAGAAAAGAUGCAAACGCUGCAGACAGAGAAGUUAGUGCUACAGCUGAGGGACAUGCAGCAUGACUGCAAUGUGAAAGAGAUGAAGGAGGAGUUCACUCAGGAGACCAAGGCUAUGCGGCAACAGAUCAUGGAUCUUGAGGCAGAAAAGGAGGAGUUGGUGUCGGAACACGACAAGACUUUGGAAGCAGUGGGGCAAAUGGUGGAGGAUUUAAACUCGACCAUGCACGAGAAGCUAUGGCAGGGGAAUGUAGCCUCACAUUUGCUGCAGGAGGAGCUGGAGGAGUACAGGCAGCAGCUGCAGGGUGCGGAGACCGGCCAUAAGCGAGAGAUAGAGCAGCUCACCAGCUCCUACGAGUCCAGACUGGAGCAGCUCACCAGCUCCUACGAGUUCAGACUGGAGGAGCACCGGCACCAGCUUCAGCAGAUUUCAGAAAUGAGGGAGAGGAACACUGACCUGCAAAGCAUGAAAUUCAUUCUGGACAACCGUGUUAAAGAACUGACAACGCAGAUCAAAGAGCUGAAGAUGGAGGAGGAACUGAUCCAGUCCAGCGCGCAAAAAUCCCGGCAGGAGAGAAGCAUCACAGACCUCAAACUGAAGCUGAAUGCCAAAGACAAGGAUAUGCGGAAAAAAAUGGAGAGGGCAUGCGAUACAAGUACUGUGGUGAAAAGAUUCAAGGCUGACCUCCUUAGCUGUGUGGGCUUCAUACAGGAUCCCAAGAGGCUGAAAGAAAGUGUGCUUCAGAUGCAUGCGCGGUACAUACGGCAGUCUGAUGAAGAUCUCCUGCGGCAGGACCUGGGCAAGCUGAGAGACGGCCGCGAGGAGGUCGAUGUUGCCAGGAACAUGGUGAAGUCUCUCCAGAGGAAACUGUCCAAAGAGACUGAGUUCCACAGCACUCAAAGAUUCAAACUGAUACAAGAAAAUUCCACCUUGAUCAAAGAGCUCAACGAUUUCAAAAGAGCGCUAAAGGACUCUCAAGAUAAGGUCCACGAUUAUGAGAACCAGUUGUCAGUUUACAGGAGGAAGAAGCCAUCCAAUUCCUCUGGCACCAAAGGGCCAGGGUCUACUUCAUCCCCGCGUACGCCACACAGUCUGGCGACUAAUCUCACCCGUAAGGAGGUAGCGCAGAGGUUGAUUCCCUGGCAGCGUGCUUAGAUCGAACGGCUCCAACAGAUCCUCAACCCAACAGGGAAGUAUUCACCAAUACCUACCCACAACACCCUCUCACCUACUAAAAUACCCUCUU
This is a messenger RNA of Conger conger (European conger), 1861 nucleotides long. Its product is annotated as cilia- and flagella-associated protein 57-like. The transcript has 14 exons. NCBI's taxonomy places the organism in Eukaryota, Metazoa, Chordata, Actinopteri, Anguilliformes, Congridae. The record is from RefSeq and is a predicted model, not a curated record. The coding region runs from base 1 to 1770 and encodes 589 amino acids.